Silurus meridionalis is the source of this 1926-nucleotide messenger RNA. It is a transcript of the gene tcp1, whose product is annotated as t-complex 1. Gene Ontology annotation, cellular component: chaperonin-containing T-complex. The transcript is spliced from 12 exons. Gene Ontology annotation, molecular function: ATP binding; ATP-dependent protein folding chaperone; ATP hydrolysis activity. Lineage: Eukaryota; Metazoa; Chordata; Actinopteri; Siluriformes; Siluridae. The record is from RefSeq and is a predicted model, not a curated record. The coding region runs from base 80 to 1756 and encodes 558 amino acids. Gene Ontology annotation, biological process: protein folding.
AACCUUCCAGGAAACGCUACUUCCGGUUAGCCCUUACCCAUAAUGCACCGCGGCCCUUUCUUUCUUUUCUCAGAUCAACAUGGCGGGUCUGGAUGGUCCGUUAAACGUGCUGGGGCAGAGGAGUACCGGCGAGUCCGUGCGGACACAAAACGUGAUGGCAGCGUCGUCCAUCGCCAACAUCGUGAAGAGCUCGCUGGGUCCUGUGGGACUCGACAAGAUGCUGGUGGAUGAUAUCGGAGACGUAACCAUUACUAACGAUGGUGCCACCAUCCUGAAGCUGCUGGAGGUGGAACAUCCUGCUGCAAAGGUCCUGUGUGAACUGGCAGAGCUGCAGGACAAAGAGGUCGGGGACGGGACCACGUCGGUGGUGAUCAUAGCUGCUGAGUUGUUGAAGAGUGCAGAUGAACUGGUGAAGCAGAAGAUCCACCCCACCUCCAUCAUCAGUGGGUACAGACUCGCCUGCAAGGAGGCGGUGCGUUACAUUAAUGAGAAUCUAACCAUCGGAACAGAUGAUUUGGGCCGAGAGUGUUUGGUCAAUGCUGCUAAGACCUCCAUGUCUUCCAAGAUUAUCGGAGUUGAUGCGAAUUUCUUUGCUGACAUGGUGGUGGACGCUGCUUUAGCAGUGAAGUUUGUGGAUGCCAAAGGCGUGGCUCGUUACCCAAUCAACUCCGUGAACGUGCUGAAGGCUCAUGGACGCAGCCAGAAGGAGAGCAUCCUCGUCAACGGUUAUGCCCUUAACUGCACCGUCGGCUCACAGGGGAUGGUGAAGAGGGUACAGAAUGCCAAGAUUGCAUGUCUGGACUUCAGCCUGCAGAAAACCAAGAUGAAGUUGGGAGUGCAAGUUGUCAUCAACGACCCAGAGAAACUCGACCAGAUCAGACAGAGAGAGUCAGACAUCACUAAGGAGCGCAUCCAGAAGAUCUUGUCUGCGGGGGCGACUGUUGUCCUGACGACCGGGGGAAUUGAUGACAUGUGUCUGAAGUACUUUGUGGACGCCGGCGCGAUGGCAGUGCGCCGUGUGCUGAAGAGAGACCUUAAACGCAUCGCCAAGGCAACUGGAGCUUCGAUCUGCAUGUCUCUGUCCAACCUGGAGGGGGAGGAGUCAUUCGAGGCGGCCAUGUUGGGUCAGGCAGAGGAAGUCGUGCAGGAAAGGGUGUGUGAUGAUGAACUCAUCCUAAUCAAGAAUACGAAGGCUCGUACCUCGGCCUCCAUAAUCCUGCGUGGAGCGAGCGACUUCAUGUGUGAUGAGAUGGAGCGCUCGCUGCAUGAUGCUCUGUGUGUGGUGAAGAGGGUGCUAGAGUCCAAGUCUGUUGUUCCAGGAGGGGGCGCUGUGGAGGCAGCUUUGUCCAUAUACCUGGAGAACUACGCCACCAGCAUGGGCUCACGGGAGCAGCUGGCUAUUGCAGAGUUUGCUCGUUCGUUGCUAGUCAUCCCUAAAACGUUGGCGGUGAACGCAGCACAGGACUCCACUGAUCUGGUGGCCAAACUGAGAGCUUUCCACAAUGAAGCUCAGGUCAACCCUGAACGCAAAAACCUCAAGUGGAUCGGUUUGGACCUGGUGAACGGAAAACCGAGGGAUAAUAAGCAGGCGGGUGUGUAUGAGCCCACGAUGGUCAAGACCAAGAGUCUGAAAUUCGCUACAGAGGCGGCAAUUACCAUCCUGCGUAUCGACGACCUCAUCAAACUCUUCCCAGAGCCGAAAGAGGGCGGGCCUUCAUACCAGGAUGCCGUCCAGUCAGGAUCACUGGAGGAGUAAAGCUCCACCCACUCCAUAUUUAUUAAUAUUCCGUAAUGUUGUAGCGGGUGUAGCUUAGCCACGCACUUAGCUCGUAUUUGUAAUACGACUUGCUGAUUAAUGACCUGUAAUGACCUGUAAUUCACCUUCUCUCAUCUGUUCACAAAAAUAAACAGGAAGUGUACAACUGA